This is a messenger RNA of Glycine soja, 1291 nucleotides long. Its product is annotated as red chlorophyll catabolite reductase, chloroplastic-like. The coding region runs from base 73 to 1041 and encodes 322 amino acids. Gene Ontology annotation, cellular component: chloroplast. Gene Ontology annotation, molecular function: red chlorophyll catabolite reductase activity. Gene Ontology annotation, biological process: chlorophyll catabolic process. NCBI's taxonomy places the organism in Eukaryota, Viridiplantae, Streptophyta, Magnoliopsida, Fabales, Fabaceae. The record is from RefSeq and is a predicted model, not a curated record. The transcript is spliced from 2 exons.
AAAAAGAAAAAGAAAGACGUGAAGGAUUAAAAGUUAAAAGGUUGGGGAGAAGGACUUGACAUUGUUGUAGUGAUGAUCUGUGAACAUUUCCGGUAUUCACCACUCUCCUUCUUAUCUUUUUCUUCUCCUCCUUCAACUCGUUACCAUCUCUAUAUACCUUCUUCUUCUUCUUCUUCCUUUUCUGUGUCUUGCUCUCUCAUGGAGAAUCAGGAGACCCACAACAACCAAGGCCGCAGCAAAUUCAUGGACUUUCCGUUCGUUUCAUCUGCCCAGAAGAAUCUUAUGGUUGAUCUCGUCUCAACGCUUGAGAAUCGCUUUCACACUCAGCUUCUUCCUUGCACACUCCCCUCUGAUGUUCAGUAUUAUCAAAGCCAAACUGCCACUGCCCAAGCUUCUCUUCAUAUUAGAGCAGCUCAUAAUGACUCCCCGAUAGAUUUUGUGUUGGGAAGCUGGGUGCAUUCAGAGCUACCAACAGGAGGGUCCUUAGAUAUAACAAGUCUUUCAGCCUAUCUUAACAGCUCAACUGAUGCGCCAAAUUUUGUGUUUGAAAUGAUCCGCAGUAGUCCAACAAUGCUACUUCUCAUUCUUGAUUUGCCUCCCCGGAAAGACCUUGUGCUUUGGCCAGAUGACCUCAAAACUUUCUAUGAGGACACUCAACUAGACAAACAUAGGCAGACUCUGGAGAGAGUUCCAGAGGUUCAACCAUACUUUUCUUCUUCCCUUUACAUCCGCACUGUUUCCUCUCCUACAGCCAUAAUGGUUCGCGUUCUGACGGAAAAUGGCGGAGUGGAACGCAUGGAGGAGAUCAUCAGGGACCAUUUGGACCCCAUUUCCAAGCAAGUGUUGGGGAUCUGGUUGGAUCAUUGUGCUUGUGCCAAGCGAGAAGUGGGAGAGGCAGAAAGAGCUUAUCUGAAAAAAAGGGAUGGUCUCAUUAGAAACAAGACCAUUGAGAUUGAUCUUGGUUCAAGCUUUCCCAGAUUGUUUGGUCCAGAAGUAGCAAACCGGGUACUGGAAGCUAUCAAGGAGUACUUUACUGUCUGAAAUGCAAAUUUAUUUGGAAUUGUUGGAUAUUCUAUGUAUUACAUACAUGUACCUAAUUUGCUGUGUAAUCUAAUGAGGCCUCAGUAUUUUCUGAAUCUCUCUAGUCAAGUAUCAAAUCUGUAAAUGAUUAUGAUCGUUUCUACUUUCUCCCCCAUUAUUGUCUGUGUAUCAAUAAUCAGUUCUCUGCUUGUAUUAUAUAUAUAGCUACUAGGGAUGAUUCAUAUGACAAUAGCACUUAUCUAAUUGCAUC